AUGUCCCAAAUAGAAUCGGUACCAACUAAACCUUACCAGGACCAGAAACCAGGUACCUCAGGUCUAAGAAAGAAGACUAAGGUCUUUGAAGAUCAACCCAAUUAUGUCGAGAAUUUCAUCCAAUCUGUGAUGGAAGCUAUCCCUGAAGGCGCCAAGGGUGCUGUUCUUGUUGUCGGUGGUGAUGGGCGUUAUUAUAACGACGUUAUUCUGCAAAAAAUUGCUGCCAUUGGCGCUGCAAACGGCGUCAAAAAGUUGGUUAUUGGCCAAAACGGUCUACUAUCUACACCAGCUGCUUCUCACAUCAUGAGAACAUAUAAGGAGAAGUGUACAGGUGGUAUCAUAUUGACCGCUUCCCAUAAUCCAGGUGGUCCUGAAAAUGAUAUGGGCAUAAAAUACAAUUUAUCAAAUGGUGGCCCGGCACCAGAACCAGUUACCAAUAAGAUCUGGGAGAUUUCAAAGAAGCUGACUCAUUACAAGAUUGUGAAGGAUUUCCCAGAACUUGAUCUGACCAAACUAGUUGAAAAUAAAAAAUAUGGCCCACUUUUGGUAGAUGUUAUUGACACUACUGAUGCUUAUAUCCAACUACUAAAAGAGAUUUUUGAUUUUGAAUUGAUUCAUAAAUUUAUAGCAAAGCAACGUAAAGAGAAAGGAUGGAAGUUGCUGGUCGACUCCAUGAACGGUGUAACAGGUCCAUAUGCGAAGGCAAUUUUCGUUGAUGAGUUUGGUCUUGACUCUAAGGAAGUCCUUCAGAACUGGCACCCUCAGCCAGAUUUCGGCGGCCUACAUCCUGAUCCUAACUUGACAUAUGCACAUACUUUGGUCGAGAGAGUGAAUAAGGAGAAGAUUGAAUUUGGUGCUGCUUCUGAUGGUGAUGGGGAUAGAAAUAUGAUAUACGGUUACGGUCCAGCUUUUGUCUCUCCUGGUGACUCUGUUGCUAUCAUCGCAGAAUAUGCUAAUGAAAUUCCAUAUUUCAAGAAGCAAGGUAUUUACGGUCUUGCUCGUUCUUUCCCUACUGCUAGCGCAAUUGACCGGGUUGCUAAAAAGCACGGUUUGAACUGCUAUGAAGUUCCUACUGGUUGGAAAUUCUUCUGUGCUCUGUUUGACGCCAAGAAACUUUCCAUCUGUGGUGAGGAGUCCUUCGGUACAGGCUCAAAUCACGUUAGAGAAAAGGAUGGUAUUUGGGCUAUUAUGGCGUGGUUGAACAUUCUUGCCAUCUUUAAUCAACGUCACCCAGACAAGGAAGCCUCUAUCAAGACUAUUCAAAAUGAGUUCUGGGAUACAUAUGGGCGUACCUUUUUCACUCGUUAUGACUAUGAAAAAGUUGAGACAGAUAAGGCUAAUAAGGUCAUUGAAAACCUAAGGCAAUACGUUGCAGACUCUGGUACAAAGGGCUCCAAAUUUCCAACUGAUUCUGCAUUGACGGUAGUAGAUGCAGGUGACUUUUCUUACACUGAUCUGGAUGGUACGAUCUCUUCUCAUCAAGGUUUGUAUGUGAUACUGUCCAAUGGUGCCAGGUUCGUCGUAAGACUGUCCGGGACAGGAUCAUCCGGAGCAACCAUCAGACUUUACAUUGAACGCUAUACUGAUGAUAAGAGCAAAUAUUCGCUUGACGCACAGGAAUACUUGAAACCAAUUAUCAAGUCAAUUGUUCAGUUCUUAGACCUCAAGACCAUUUUGGGAACUGAAGAGCCAACCGUGCGUACCUAG
This is a messenger RNA of Nakaseomyces glabratus, 1707 nucleotides long. It is a transcript of the gene PGM2, whose product is annotated as phosphoglucomutase PGM2. Lineage: Eukaryota; Fungi; Ascomycota; Saccharomycetes; Saccharomycetales; Saccharomycetaceae. Gene Ontology annotation, cellular component: cytosol. The record is from RefSeq and is a predicted model, not a curated record. Gene Ontology annotation, biological process: carbohydrate metabolic process. Gene Ontology annotation, molecular function: phosphoglucomutase activity; magnesium ion binding.